Messenger RNA from Durio zibethinus, 1806 nucleotides. The record is from RefSeq and is a predicted model, not a curated record. NCBI's taxonomy places the organism in Eukaryota, Viridiplantae, Streptophyta, Magnoliopsida, Malvales, Malvaceae.
ACAAAAACAAAAAAACAAAAAGAAAACUAGACACCCAGUAUAAUUAAAUCUGGACACCGCUAAGCUAUACAGCAAAGAGAACGUUGAUUACGAAAACUAAAACUAAACCUACUUUUUUGAGUUAGCUAUUUCGAUCUUUCCCCUUGAAAAAAUAGGGGAUGAUCAAAGAUCAGAGAACCCAAACGAGAGAAUAGCAAACUGCAGCAAAUUAAUUCUAGCACGGGUCCCGAUUCUUCGCUAUCGCUACAAAUCGAGCCUUAAUAUCCUCCUCAAGUCACUCGUAGCAUCAUCAUUCUUCACAGCAACGCCAAUCUUCUUUGUGAAAACGCCAGCAUCGAAACAGAACUCGGAGGCGGCGAUGUUAUAAAGGCCGACCCAGCAUAAAAUGUGGCUGAACGACCCUCGUGUAAAAAGUUUGGGACUUCGGUGCAAAAGGGUUGUUCUUCCAAGUAACUGCAAGCACUUAACAAAGCCUUGACUGACUCAACACCAGAAUCGCGUCCUCGUUCCUCUUCAUCAUCCACCACCGGUAGUUACGACGUGCCGUGGGUUGAAAUAUACUGGCCAAACAAAGUCUUGGAGAUCUUCGGUAAUAGACGCCGUGUCAAGACUCAAAGUCAUCGCUCGCGAUGGCAACAUGCCCAAGCUCAUUCUGUCCCUAACUUUCUGCGGUGAAGCACGGGUGAACUAGUAUAAAAAUAAAAGUCUCAGCCUUGGGCCUUCUCUUUCCUUCUUCCCUCUUCCAAGUUCCAACUUUUUUUAAGCCCCAAUUUUCUUCGUGACUUAGGAUGGAAAGUGAUAGUCUUGCUUAUAUGGAACUUGCAAUUCACCAGGCAAAACUUGCUUUGGAAAGCCUUGAAGUGCCUGUUGGCUGUGUAUUUAUCAAGGAUGGCAAGGUCAUUGCCUCGGGGAGAAAUCGAACCACCGAGACACGUAAUGCAACAAGACAUGCAGAAAUGGAAGCCAUAGACAUUCUUAUGGAGAAGUGGCAGAGAGAUGGACUUUCAAAAUCAGAAGUUGCAGAAAACUUUUCAAAAUGUAUUUUGUAUGUUACGUGUGAACCAUGCAUAAUGUGUGCUGCAGCUUUGUCAAUUCUUGGAAUAAAGGAGGUAUAUUAUGGUUGUGCGAAUGAGAAAUUUGGAGGGUGUGGAUCAAUUUUAUCCUUGCAUUCAAGUUACUCUGAGACACUCAUCAGUGGUGAAGUUCCACAAAGAAAAGGUUUCAAAUGUACGGGGGGAUUGAUGACCUCAGAAGCAGUCUCUCUUUUCCGAACUUUCUAUGAACAGGGGAAUCCUAAUGCUCCUAAACCUCAUAGGCCUCUGGUUCAAAAGGAAGUUGAGUGAUAUACUUAAACUUAGGUCUUGCAAUGUGAUUUGGAGCUGACCAAAUGUUGAGGAUAACCUGUGAAAAAGAAAGCAAAUAACAACUCAAGUAAAAUGCCUGGAGUUUGAUGAUGGCAUUUCAAGUAGGAAGGAUUGAAUAUCUAUAUAUAUAUAUAUAUAUAUAUAUAUAUUAUGUGAUUCAGAUAUUUCAUGCUUGCUCAUACGGUCACUUUUUGGGAACUUAAGAGUGAUCAAUCAAACCAUUUGGUCUUUUAUUUUUAUUUUGUUUGUAUAAUCAGAAGUUACAUACAAGUACAACGUGAUGAGCAAUGACAAGUUUCCAUUGUCGGGUUUCCAGAUCAUAAAUGCUCUGAAAGUUACGAAAACUUAGAAAGAGUUUUUUUUUUUUUUUUGUAUAAAGGAGAUUACAGCUUAGAAAUAAAUCAAACGAUUAAAAGUGUUGGGUUUUAAAUCUCACUUGUUU